Messenger RNA from Salmo salar (Atlantic salmon), 790 nucleotides. The record is from RefSeq and is a predicted model, not a curated record. Lineage: Eukaryota; Metazoa; Chordata; Actinopteri; Salmoniformes; Salmonidae.
CACAUUUGUAAUAUAUGUCCUCUAUUUUUUUCAGUUUGGUACAUUACUUAAGUCAACUUAAGGUGGAUUGUUUUAAUUAAGACUGUAUUAUGUCCACCAGAAAACCAUCAACAUGUUCAGUGUCUUUGUUUUUUUCCCCCAAAGAAAUAAGAGCACCAAUCGUUAGGGCUCCAGAGUCCUCUUCCUGUUCAGAAAGAACAACAAGACUGGAGAACAAAGAUAACACUGAGUCAUGUCCGACUCGGAGACCAUCGAGCUAGCCGCUCUGGGCCGACCCUUCCAGCUGGGGAUGCUGUAUGACUGUCGUAGAGAUGUCCUCAUUCCAGGUAUCACUCUCUGGGAUUCUGAGAUGCUGCAGAAACGCAUCAAUGUCCGUCCACAACCGAACACUGACUUCAAAAUCAUUGCUUCAGACUCAAGUGAAGCCAAGUCAGAAGCUUUGAAUGUGUCUGCAUCUCUUGAGGCCAGUUUCCUUGGUGGCUUAGUCAGUGUGAAGGGUUCUGCUGAAUUCCUACAUGACAAAAAGACCUCAAAGCAUCAGUCUAGGGUUUCUCUGCAGUACCGUACCACCACAUGCUUCGAGCAGUUGACCAUGGACCACCUGGGGGCAGGAAAUUUGAAAUACUCUAAUGUCUUACAAGAGGGCUCUGCAACCCAUGUGGUGACUGCCCUGCUGUUUGGAGCGCAGGCCUUUUUCGUUUUUGACCAAGAGGUUUCCUCAGGAGAGAACCACCAGGACAUCCAGGGAAACCUGCAGGCCACAAUAAAAAGAUCCCUCAAAUGUCAAUAG